This is a messenger RNA of Fonsecaea multimorphosa CBS 102226, 1503 nucleotides long. RefSeq lists its product as uncharacterized. The record is from RefSeq and is a predicted model, not a curated record. The transcript has a single exon. The coding region runs from base 1 to 1503 and encodes 500 amino acids. Lineage: Eukaryota; Fungi; Ascomycota; Eurotiomycetes; Chaetothyriales; Herpotrichiellaceae.
AUGGCGUAUUCGGGCGAUCUGCUCUGGGUGAACCAUGACGCCAAAAACCGCAAAGCGGAACCCAAUCGGCAUAAGGUCUUCUCGCACAUUCAAUCAGGUUACCACAAAUGGCGGCGAGUCGAGGCCGCGCGGUCGAUGAGGAAGUCCGUGGUGAUUCCGCGACUUCAGUCAGCAGCAAUCCGAAGGAGGCGGGAUGCCAAAGACACGCAAAAGAAAGAUGGCGAGGUCGAGUUCGACGUCCACAGAGACGAACAGGACGACGAUAACCAGCGGACGCGCGUCAAGCCCGAGGAAGCGCUGGAGCAGCCCAUCCAGAGCAUCGUCGCGUUCCGGGGCAAUUCUGAUCCUUUCAACUCCACGCCUGUGCCCAUCACCUCGCGCAUCAACGAGAUCAUGACCUUUGAGCGACGCUGCGUCUUCCCCGUCAUUCAAGGCCCCGAGCCUCAUCUUCAGGCGCAGGCCAAAGGCAACAUCCUUCCGUCGUGGUCGUCGUUCGCGUCGGACUCACUGUGCGAUAACAUGACCGCUCUCGCCUUCUUGUCAACCCCCUUGACCCUUAUGGCCCAAUCUUCUCCCGACUCUUCUAUCCUUAAAUUGUCACUGGUGCAUCGGUAUAGGAGUCUCCAAGCACUGCAGGCAUACAUCCGUGAACACGGCCAACCUCCUCUACAUAUCCUAAUGCACAACCUCGUCGCCGAGAUCUGGGCUCAUAACUGCGAUGAUGCGCUGGCCCACCUUCGCAUGGCCAAAAUUAUCAUGGAGUCCCAGAUGCGGGAGAAUCCAGCGGGAAUCGUCCCCUACAAAUGGAUCAGCGUGUUCCAGAUGGACAUUCACCGUGCCGCGUUGUCGUUGACACGGACUCUGCUGCCCAUGGACGGAUGGGGGACGGCCCCCUUCGAAGUGCCCUUACCUAUCAUGGAUGUUUAUCUGGACGCUUGUCUGAAGGGAGCACUUCGCGCACUGUUUAUUGAACUGCAGCAGCUGGACGCCCUCUAUGACUUCUUCAUCAACGAUCCUUCCGCGCGCCCUACCGUGUGGAAUUUCAUGCGGAUGCGGACGUUGGUGCUUAUUGGUAGAGCAAUCAACCACGCCGUCGACGGACGCGACGUCUCCGCGAGCCUUGCAUUGGCCUACGUCCUCAAGUUAGUUAGUGCACUGGAGAACAUCCCCGUUGGGGCUACUUCAAUUUACAACGCCGGGCCAAAAAUGCUGGGCCGCGUGCGAUCGUGUCUCGAUGCGGAGAGCCUGUCUCCACGCUUGAGGCUCUGGAUUCUAUACGUCGGCGCCUUGAGCGGAGAUGAAUGGUUCACUCAGAGGUUCGACGAACAGACGGUGUUAAUGGCUGUCCACACGUGGGAGGCGUGCAAGAAUAUUUUGUCCAGGUUCUAUCUGCCUAAGGACGAACCUCAGGUUCACUUCCACGCGAUCUUCGAUGCCAGGCUAAGCAACAGGAUUCUCGAGCUAACCACUGCUUUCCAAGACGUCAAGUUGCACGCGGGAUAA